AUGAUCGAGAAGCUGAGCACCGGCGAUUUGCGUCGUUUCAUCACGCUCACCUACGCCGACGACGACGAUUACGAACGAGCGUGGAUCAACUCGAUACUGGCGAGAUUCGCCGCGCGAAUCGCCGACGACGUCGUCGACGUCCGACGUCUUCAACGCCAAAUGUUGGCGUCGCUCACGCGCUUCAUCAACGAGCGUCUCAACGGCGCGUCCAUCGAAUGGUCGGACCAUUUCGCCGCCAACUAUCGCCGAUUUCUGAUCGCCGAGUUCGAGGCGAUUCGCCAUCGAAACGAUCGCUUUCGUCGUCGACUUUUGACGUUCAUCGACGUCAUGGAGACGACUCGCGGGAAGCGGAUGCUCGUCCCAAAUGAGCGUACCUCGUCGCAAAUUCAUCAGCGGCAUGACGAAGCUUCUCAUGAUGACGCUGUCGAUAUUGGCGCCUCGCCAAUGCUUCUUGAGAUCCGCCGACGAAUCCGACGCGAGUUUGAGGCGUCUCUAUGA
Messenger RNA from Caenorhabditis bovis, 498 nucleotides. Lineage: Eukaryota; Metazoa; Nematoda; Chromadorea; Rhabditida; Rhabditidae. The record is from the annotation of a GenBank genome assembly.